AUGUCAAUUGCAUCUGCAGUUGGAAAACCUCUAGCUAUUGACAAGGCGAUGAAAGAUCGAACAAGGCCAAGCGCUGCGAGGGUUAAAGUGUUGCUGGAUCUGCUGGAUAAGCAUCCCAAAAACGUCAAGAUUUUCGUCGUCGAAAAACUUUCUGGAAAAUCUAAUAAUUUCCAUCAAAAGGUUAUGUAUGAUUACCUUCCAAUGUAUUGUACAUGUUGUAAGCACCAAGGGCAUGAUGAAAAUUCAUGUCGCUCGAUGAAAGGGAGGAAUAAAAUUGCAAAGGGAAAUAUCGAGCAAAAAAGUCGAAAUGAUUUGGAUGAGAUUUCUACUGAACAACUUCAAGGUGAUGCAAGGCAAUUGUUGAAUGCAAUAAGAGAUGCCAAUCAGCUGCAAGAAAAUGACAAUGUGACUCAAAUGCAUGGAGUGGUCGAUGACACUUCACAUACUCAGAAUAAGAUGAAAGGUAAGGCUACUGCUACAGGAAGUCUUGCGAUCAUCACAGGUCAAAAGCCUACUGGAAAUUUAGGAGGAUAA
Molecule: messenger RNA, 534 nt
Organism: Nicotiana tabacum (common tobacco)
Lineage: Eukaryota; Viridiplantae; Streptophyta; Magnoliopsida; Solanales; Solanaceae
Source: RefSeq, a predicted model, not a curated record